This is a messenger RNA of Oncorhynchus nerka (sockeye salmon), 3120 nucleotides long. Its product is annotated as B-cell receptor CD22-like. NCBI's taxonomy places the organism in Eukaryota, Metazoa, Chordata, Actinopteri, Salmoniformes, Salmonidae. The record is from RefSeq and is a predicted model, not a curated record. Bases 1169 to 2401 code for a protein of 410 amino acids. The transcript has 8 exons.
UUAGUCACGGGUUCCUGAAGAAUAGAUCAUUCUAUCAUGUUUUCACUGAUGAUUGUAAUAGAGUGGUUUUGAUGAGACUAUUCAAUAUACCAUAUCCAGAUACAUUGUAAAUGAACCCCUCUCCCUCAGUCUCUCCUAAGGACACCUUGGCCUCCAUCAGUCCAGCUGAUCCAGUAUUAGUGGGCAGCUGUGUUAAUCUGACCUGCAGCAGUACAGCCAAUCCUCCUGUGACAACCUUCACCUGGUUCCAGAUCAGUGAGGGUAAAACAACACAGGUAGCAUCUGGACAGCGUUACACCCUCAAUGUGACUGUUGAUGGAGGACUGUACUUCUGUGAAGCAAGAAAUAAUAAUAAAUGCAUCUCAGUGCAAGAGGCGUCACUACAGUCCCUGGUUUGAUUCCAGGCUGUUUCACGUCCGGCUGUGAUUGGGAGUCUCAUAUGGCGGCGCACAAUUGGCCCAGCUUUGGCCAGGGUAGGCAGUCAUUGUAAAUAAUAGUUUGUUCUUAACUGACUUGCCAAGUUAAAUAAAGGUUCAAUUUAAAAUUGGACGAAAAGAAAAUGAUGGGCUUCACCCUAUUUGGUGAAAGACCAUCUUCUGUAUACCAUCCCUACCUUGUCACAACACAACUGAUUGGCUGAAACGCAUUAAGAAGGAAAGAAAUUCCACAAACUAACUUUUAACAACCUGUUAAACACCUGUUAAUUUAAAUGCAUUCCAGGUGACUACCUCAUGAAGCUGGUUGAGAGAAUACCAAGAGUAUGCAAGGCUGUCAUCAAGGCAAAGGGUGGCUCAUUUGAAGAAUCUCAAAUAUAACAUAUAUUUUGAUUUGUUUAACACUUUUGGUUACUACAUGAUUCCAUAUGUGUUAUUUCAUAAUUUUGAUGUUUUCACUAUUCUACAAUGUAGACAAUAGUAAAAGAGAGAACCCUUGAGUAGGUGUGUCUAAACUUUUGACUGUAUAUAAUUAGUAGAAAAUUAUACUACUUCUUUUGAAAAUGCAAAUAAUUUUGUUCACUUAUAAGGAAUAGGAAGUACAUCACAUGCCAUUGUCCAACUUGAAUUGCAACACUUCAGUUUGUCAGAACUCACUAUGGGUGUGAUAUCAUCUCCUUUUCUGUGAUCGCUUUUCAAGAUCGUAAGGUGAUCAGUAGUGUGUGAGAUCUCACAUGGCUUGUCCUGAGAACAUGUUUUUUCUCAUUGUCCUCUUUAUAUCAGGUGUUUUGGUCUGUUUUGGCCAACGAGAUUUGAUCACCACAAUGCCAGAUAGACUGGAUGUACUGACGGGCUCCUGUGUGCAAAUCCCAUGUUCAUUUGAUAUUCCUGACCAACAUAAGGAUACAUUUAACAGCACAAUACUUACCUCUGGAGUGUGGAUUAAAGAAAACUCAAACUUUGGUGAGCGUCCGGACAAUGUGAUAUUUAACAGCAGUAAGACAGUCAACAGAUAUCAAGGGAAGAUAACUGGAAACAUGUCCCAGAAGAACUGCACCACAGUCUUCUUCAAUGUAACCACCAAUUACACUGAUGUAUACUUCUUCAGGAUUGAGAGUCAACCAUUCCGUGCAACAGACUAUGAUAAGUCUGUUUAUAUAGAUGUCAGGGAUUUUCCUUCCAGUCCCGUCCUUUCUGUCUCAGGUGAAGUGAAGGAAGGGACCCUUGUCAGUUUGAACUGCUCUGCUGUCACUCCCUGUCCCGAACACCCCCAUGAGCUGACAUGGACUCUCCCAACACAGUUCACAACUGAGAACCAACUGCAGGAGAAUCCAGACCAAACCAAAUCAGUUCUCUCCACGGUGACCUUCACUCCGUCAUACCUUCAUCAUGAGAAGAACAUCACUUGUACUGCAGUCUACCCAGUAGGGACAAGCAACAAGACAGCUGAACAUAACAUGAUGCUUAACGUUUCAUUCUCUCCUAAGGACACCUCAGCCUCCAUCAGUCCAGAUGAUCCAGUAUUUGUGGGCAGCUGUGUUAAUCUGACCUGCAGCGGCACAGCCAACCCUCCUGUGACAAACUUCACCUGGUUCAAGAUCAGUGAGGGUAAAACAACUCAGGUAGCAUCUGGACAGAGUUACACCCUCAAUGUGACUGUUGGUGAUGGAGGACUGUACUACUGUGAAGCAAGAAAUAGUCAAGGCUGUGGGAAGUCAAAUGAAGUGCAGCUGGCUAUAAAAGGGCAAGAAGAGCCUGUUAACCCAAAGGUUUUUGAGAUUGUAGGAAAAACCUUGGGGUUGAUUUUCCUCUUCAGCCUGAUCAUAUUCUUUGCAUGGAGGAGGAGAACAUCUAGACUCCCCAGUGGGUUUGACAUGACAGACCGUUCACAGGGACUGGUGGGAAUGAACUCCCCGGUUGGGACAGUGUGCUCUAACCAGGCCACGGUCAGUAGAGGGAACCAGUAACCACCACUUAACAACCUAGAUGGUCUUUAAGUCAAUAAAAGAGGUGCAUUUUAUGUAUUUUUCCAAUGGGUAUUAAGUAUUUUUAUGAACAGUAUUGUCAUUGUGUAUUAGUUUUAAAUUGAUACUUUUGUUACAUUUAUAAUUGUGUACUCUUUGAUUAUCUGCAUAUUUGUAGAAUUUGCUGGGAUGAAAGGUAUUUAACUGUUACUAUAGUGUUGAUAUGAUGAUGCAGGCUACUCUUUAUUUUAGACCAUUUAUUUUGAGUGUUGAGUUCACAGAGCAUCUGUUUAAUGGGUUCCAGUAUAGAGGAACUGCUGAGUUCAACUAGCUCACUGAAGGCAGUUUAAGACCAUAUAAAGUCAAUGAUGACUGAGGAGAGAAGACACAGUUAGUUGGAGAGACAGUGGUCUGAUACAAGACAGGAAGUUGGUGCAGGAAGUCUACAUGAUGGCAGAAUGGUGUUAACAUCUACUAGUCACUGUUUAUCUUCAUCUUUUGUGCAAUUCCCAGAAUAACAAUGUUAUCUACUUUCAUCUAUUUCGAAAUUAUCGCGUCAGCUUUUAUGUUGAGUGUUAAAUUGAAGAAACAAAUGAGAAUGAAUUUAUUAAGGUUGUUUAUUAAUUAAUUGCCCUGCAAUAAACCUUUACAUUCAAUUUCCAUGAAAUCUUUUGGUCUUAUUGGUCCAACAUUUAACAUCUCAUUAAAAUUGAUUAAAUUGA